Messenger RNA from Penicilliopsis zonata CBS 506.65, 1582 nucleotides. RefSeq lists its product as hypothetical. Gene Ontology annotation, molecular function: heme binding; iron ion binding; monooxygenase activity. Bases 1 to 1560 code for a protein of 519 amino acids. NCBI's taxonomy places the organism in Eukaryota, Fungi, Ascomycota, Eurotiomycetes, Eurotiales, Aspergillaceae. The transcript is spliced from 6 exons. The record is from RefSeq and is a predicted model, not a curated record.
AUGGAGGUCGAGCGUCUAAGAAACCUGUCGGUCUUGCCUUUACUCGCGGCGGUUCCUCUCGCCUUGGUGGGCUAUCUCGUCGCCCUCUGUGUCUAUCGCAUCUGGUUCCACCCUCUGGCAAAAUUCCCCGGGCCUUUUCUGGGCAAGAUCACCAACCUCUACGGCGGAUACUAUGCAUGGACGGGAGAUCUGCAUCUGGACAUGACGCGGUGCCAUGAGAAAUAUGGCAACAUUGUUCGAUAUGCCCCGGACCGCGUCCUUUUCAACACCAACACCGGAUUAAAAGCAGACAUCUACGCAUUCACCAAGAACUUCCAGAAAUCAGCCGCCUACGGAGCCAUGGUCCACCGCGCCCCCAACACCCUAACCCUAAUCGACAAGAAACAGCAUGGUCGCAAACGGCGCAUCAUCGGCCAGGGGUUUGGCGACAAUGCCCUCCGUGGAUACGAGGAUACCAUCAUGGAGCUUGUGCGCCGGUUUUGCGACUCGCUGGCCAACGACAUUCCACAGGGCAAGGCGGGCGAAUGGUCUUCUCCGCAGAACAUGGCCAAAUGGUCAAACUACCUGACCUUCGAUAUCAUGUCCAGCCUCAUCUUCGGCGAGAAUUUCGAUCUCCUCGGCAGCCCCGAGAAUCGCGAGAUCGUCAAGCGCAUCGAGGACUCCAACGUGCGCACAGGAGUCCUCCUCCAGGCGGGCGAGUUGGCCACUCGCCGGCUCGACCGCAGGCUCUUCCCCGACGCCAUCGUCGGCCGCAAUUACUUUAUUCGCUUCGUCAACCAGCUGCUUCAGAAGCGCAUGUCCGCCAAGCCCUUGAAGCGCAAGGAUGUCUUCUCCUUCCUGCUGGAUGCCAUCGAUCCGGAGACCCAGCAGGGCUUCACCCCUGCCGAGAUUGGGGCCGAGAGCACCACCAUGAUCGUCGCCGGAUCGGAUACCUCUUCCACCGCGAUUGCAUCGACCUUCUUCUACCUCUGCCGCCACCCGGAUGUCUACGACAAGGUCAAGAACGAGGUUCGCGCCGCCUUUGCCGGCCCGGAAGAUGUCACUCUCGGCGCCUCUCUCACGAGCUGUGUCUAUCUCCGGGCCUGCAUCGAUGAGAGUCUCCGCAUGUCUCCCCCGGCAAGCAGCUCCCUGUGGCGCGAGGUGAUGCAGGAUGGCGUCGUGAUCGACGGCCACCCCGUUCCUCGUGGCUACGACGUGGGCACCUGCAUCUAUGCCAUCCAGCACAACCCCGAGUACUACCCGGAGCCCUUUGAGUACAGACCGGAGCGCUGGCUCGACGCGCCAGACAAGGUCCAGCUCGCCCGUUCUGCAUUCAACCCCUUCUCGAUUGGGCCGCGCAGCUGUCUGGGCAAGGGAUUGGCCCUGACCGAGCUGACGCUGACCAUGGCCUAUCUGUUGUCCAAGUAUGACUUCCGUCCUGCACCCGGCUCGGAGAAGGUGGGCGGUGGCUCGAUAUCCCAGGGACCGGGACGCCAUCGCGAAGAGGAGUACCAGCUUCAUGACCAUGUCACUGCGUCCAAGAAUGGGCCUAUUGUGCAGGUCCGGAUGCGCCAAUUCUAGUUCCGCUUGCCAGAUCUCGGAG